Messenger RNA from Sphaerodactylus townsendi, 2765 nucleotides. RefSeq names its product neurochondrin (gene NCDN). Gene Ontology annotation, biological process: regulation of neuronal synaptic plasticity; neuron projection development. The transcript is spliced from 7 exons. The record is from RefSeq and is a predicted model, not a curated record. Gene Ontology annotation, cellular component: dendrite. The coding region runs from base 375 to 2621 and encodes 748 amino acids. NCBI's taxonomy places the organism in Eukaryota, Metazoa, Chordata, Lepidosauria, Squamata, Sphaerodactylidae.
UUCUAUCGUCACUUCCUGUGUCAGGAGACCACUAGAGGAAGGUUUCACCAUGGAGAUAAAGUGACCUCCUCGCCUCUGUGUGCUACGAGGUCGCGCCAGUCUGUUUAUACAGAAGACCUGAGAUCAGCGGGAUAACAUCGCUGUUCCGCGUUAAGAGGGUGGUGCAGUUGCCCUCAAGUGAUAUGCCGGCGGGGUUUCCAAAACAGUGUCGAAGAAGGGUAACGUCGUUGCGAAUAGAAGGAAGGAGGAUGUGCCCUUAGUUGACAUGGCGGCGAGGCCUUCAAAGCAGGCUUUUCCAGUUCAACGCUGCAGCUAAGCUCACGUUGAUUGGCGACAGGGGAACCACAAGCUGGCGAGGUUAGGGAACGCGGGGCAUGGCCGAAGGUGAGCACGAGGAAGGGGUCUUGUCACUGGUUGAGAGGAACAGGUGGGCCUUUGUAGGACCAAGAAGAUGUGGGGUGGUGGAAGAUACAGCUAAUGCCAUGGCCACAGGUGCAGACAUCAUCGCUGAUGACAGCGAGAGUAGCAGGAACGCCACACUGGAGAGAUGCCUCAAUGUGCUGAGAGAUGCAAGAAAUGAUAGUGAACAGUUUGCUGCUCUUCUUCUGAUAACCAAAGUGGCUAAAGCUGGAGAGAUAGAUUCUAAAACCCGUCGGAGAAUCUUUGAUGCAGUUGGUUUCACGUUCCCAAAUCGACUUCUGAUUUCCAAGGAUCCCCCCGAGGGUGUCCCUGGGCACACGUUCCAAGCCCUUGGCCUUACCCUGUUGGCAUGUUUUUGCACUAAUCCUGAUUUAGCUGAGCAUCCUCAGGUUCUUAACAAGAUCCCAACUUUCAACAGUGUGAUUGCUGCAUGUGAUUCAGGCAAUGCUUCUUGUGGUUCCAUGAUCAAUGAUGUUUACCAGUGCCUUGGUGCUAUUCUGGCCACUCCCAAGGGACCGAGAGAGCUGGUGAACAGGGGUGCUCUAGUAGCACUGUGCCAGGCUUAUGUGAACCACAGCUACGGUUAUGAUCAGGCUCUUCAACUGCUGGUGGGGCUUCUGACAUCAGCGGAAGCAAAGUGCUGGCUGAGAGCCCCUUCUGCCCUUAUGGGAGUACUUGACGCGCUCAGUGCAGAGUUCCAGAAGGCCGAAGAUGUGACUAAAUUCCAGCUGUGUGAAGCACUGCGCCAUUUCGUUCCUCCCCUUCUCCUGCCAGGCUCUGAGUGCCUGCAGUCCCUCUACCAAGGCUUGUCAAGCAUCCUCUCCAGCAAGCUGAGUGCCUCCCAGAGGGAUCCAGCGUUGAAACUGGCAGCCUGUCUGACUCAAGCCUAUGGCUCAGGGUGGAUCCCUACAGGGAGGUCUGGCAGCAAGUUCUUUGCAUUGCUGGCCAACCUGGCAUGCGUGGAGGUCCGUAUGUCUCUGGAAUACCUUGACUUGGCAGCCAUUGAUGAGAAGCAGGAGCUGGUGGCAACUUGCUAUGUCCUGAUGGAGCAUGCAAUUCUGGAGUGCACAAGAGAGGAGGAGUCUUUGCUGCAGGAAGAGCAAAAAGUGCAGCUGGUGGGGAUCCUGGAAGAAGCCUUUGGGGCUGUUGUAUACUACCUGAGUCAGGCAGGAUGGGAGAAGCUGACGGAUCCCUUUGUCUUUGCCUCCAUUCGAAUCCUAGGAGCCUGGCUGGCAGAAGAGACUUCUUCCCUGAAGCAGGAGAUCUGUGACCUCCUUCCUUUUCUCCUGCACUAUGCCAAGCUGCAGUUUGAGAUGGGGAAGAAAGUCAGAAGUAGCUUGCAGAAUCCUGAGUCUGGUGACGGCCAGGAACCUGCUUGGCAAGGGGAUGCUCUGAGGUUUCUGUUGCCUGGUUUAAGCCACUUAACAGCAGAGGAUCAGCCCCGUGCCAUCCUGAUUUCAGAGGGUGCACCACUUCUCCUGUGCAACUAUUUCUCACACCAGUGGGAGCUAUUCAUUUCGGACUCAGAAAUCCCGUUUGCAUCGGAUGCUGUAGAAUCCACUCUGCAAACAGCUUGUGCGAUCUUUCUGAAUUUUGUUGUGGCUGUUCCAGAGCUGAUCAGUCGUGAAGAUUGUUUCGCAGUCUUGAUGGAAGAGUUGCUGAAGUCUCUUCCCUCUUUGCGGCCACAAGGAGAACACCUCAGCCUCGUGGCCGGCAUGACAGCACUGGGGCUCAUGAUGGCCAGGAAGCAGACUGCUCACCCAGGUCUCCAAAAGACUCCGGAAGCUGAGGGAUUCUUCUCUGCCGCCAUUACUUUCCUGGCAAAAGCACACGUGGCCCAACCCGACACUGUCAGUGAAAGCGUGGUGCUGCAACUUUCUCCAGCUUACGAGGCAGCAUGGCCAAACAUCGGUGAAUUGUGGCUUCUGGGGAUGCAGGCCUUUGCCAGCUGUGUGCCACUUUUCCGGUGGCUACCAGAGAUCGUCCUACACUCUGUUUGGCUACAGGACCUUUUGGGAUUUCUGGGCUGUGUGUCCCCGACAUCUGUGGACUUGGAGCUGGUCACUGCUUUCCAAGGCGUAUUGGUGGAGCUGGCCACAAGCAGCCACCCGUGCCGAGAAGUGAUUCAGCAGCACCGAGGUGCUGAGCUGGCUAAUCUGUAUGGUAUGGCAGCUUUAGAGCAGUGUCUCAGUCAUCAGUGAGUGGAUUCAGAACAAUAUAAAAAAAUCCUUCUGCCUGCCUCCAUCUGAUUGGCUCUGGCAUGAGUCAUGGUCCGUCUUGUUUCAGUUGUUCUGUUUUGUUCAUACUGCAUAAAAUGCCCAAUAAAGCCCCUUUCCUCUAUCUUA